Stereum hirsutum FP-91666 SS1 is the source of this 1614-nucleotide messenger RNA. RefSeq lists its product as uncharacterized. Bases 1 to 1614 code for a protein of 537 amino acids. The record is from RefSeq and is a predicted model, not a curated record. The transcript has 4 exons. NCBI's taxonomy places the organism in Eukaryota, Fungi, Basidiomycota, Agaricomycetes, Russulales, Stereaceae.
AUGCCGCCCAAGAAGCCCAAACAGGCGCGCUUUGAUCUCCCGCCUGUUAAAGACCGUCCAGCUCCACGCCCGGCGCGCAAAAAUGGCGGUGACUCGGACCCUAAACCCCCGUCUACCAUCCCCCGGUCUGGCUCUGCCGACACCGACAUGUACCCGGUUCACCCAGAGAAUUACCUGGAUGGUGUCAGAGAGUGCACUAUGUAUGAUCUGAUCAUGGUUGAUAUUCCAGCUCCUCCUAUUUUUGGCAGAGCCAUGACCGUGUCCAAGUCUACUCGGGACCCCACUGAGGCGGACAUCGAUAUCCAGAGGGGCGACUCGUCGCUGCAGGUCAUCGUCCAAGCUCAAGAUCUCGCCAGGCAGUACUUCCCCGCGACGAAAGCUUUACUCAAGCGCAUCAUAAUCAAAGACCUGACAACUGUUGAAGAUUAUGACAUUGCUGCUCAAAUAUGCCCCUCACUGACCAAAAGAGGUUCUCCACCAGUAAUGCAUUCCGAGAAGGACACCGAGCGCCUGAAUCGCGAUAUGUUUGACAACCCCGCGAAUUACAUUCUUCGAUACCUCCUCACUCACAACGAUAGUAACGGCAUGCCAUUCACCUCGAGCACUGUUGACUUGACAGAAUUCGAACAAAAUAUCACACUCCCUUACGUGUCAUCCGCCCCCGGUGCUUAUUUCGACCCUUCUGGCGUGUCCCGUCAGAUCAUUCCGGACUCAAUCCACGUUCUCAGACUGCUGGACCACCCUAAGGACCCCCAUCAGGGUCAGACCUAUCCGAAGGCUUUUGUGGUCCGAGAGGACAAGACUCACCAUGUUAUUCAUCACCAGAAAGAUCUUGACCCUCUCCGAGAGUUUCGCGUCGACCGAAAGCAUAUCCCGGCAUUAUGGAAGCGUGAUGAUGAUGAUGAUAGCGUUCCGGGCUUACGGUUUGUCUCUCCUGUCACCAUAACUGAAGGAAGAAAGAUGGAUGCCGGUGCGAAGAUGCUGUUACAAGUCUACACACAAAGCGGAGUCUACGGUACCGAGUUCCAUAUCCUGGGGUCAUUCGAGUCGACUACGUUUGUCUAUGAAGACAAGCCGAACAACACUAGUUAUUUCUCACCUUCGUACGGGAAAGGAAUGCCGGCUUUAUUGGCGCAUGUGUCUUGGGUCCUUGCGGCCUCCGGCCGAUUCAAGGAUAUGUUUCCCCCCGUUCCUGCUUUACCCGAGGUGGAUACAUCCUGGUGGACGCGGCCGAUGAAACAGCACAAGAUCGCCGGCUUGGUCCCAUUCAAAAAGGCGGAAAUCGUUCUGGAGGGCGGCACUGUCAAGGAAAAGGCGACGUUCUCAGAUUCCAUACUUCAACUCAGGAAUAAGCAGUCCAAUACCGGUCGCUCUACAGCGGAAGAAAAGCUCCGCACUUUGUCGAUAAAAUUUGAGAAGAUUCAAUUGAUGUAUCAAGAUGUCAUACAAGAAGUUGCGGAAGCGGAAAAAGAGGUGGAAGCGGAGCAUUUGGGAAAAGUGAACGAGGAGGCUGUGGAGGCUGUGGAGGACGAGGAAGAGGAGGAAGAUGACGAGGAAGAGGGUCAGGAGGUGGAAGACGGUGGGGAAGCUUCUUGUGAUCACGACGGACGCUGA